Pyrenophora tritici-repentis Pt-1C-BFP is the source of this 2574-nucleotide messenger RNA. The record is from RefSeq and is a predicted model, not a curated record. Lineage: Eukaryota; Fungi; Ascomycota; Dothideomycetes; Pleosporales; Pleosporaceae.
AUGGCUGACCAGUCGCCUGAUUACAAAACGCUGUUCCUCGAAGAACAAUGCAGACGCAAAGCCGCGGAGCAGGCGAAGAAUGAGGCAGAGCAGGCGAAGAAUGAGGCAGAGCAGGCGAAGAAUGAGGCAGAGCAGGCGAAGAAUGAGGCCGAAGAGAAAACUCGCAAGACGACUCUUCCAGAGUUUCUCGACGCCUGUCACGAUAAUCUAUACUCCGGUCUCACCGUCCAGACCGAUGCGACCUUGUCGACGCGGGGCGACCCUGCGAAUGCGAAUAACAAGCUUCGACCUGAGAAGCUCCUUCUAUGGAAGGAUUUCCCAGCACAACAAGCAGCGAUUUGGGACAAACUUAUGGGGUCUGACUUCGCGUUAGAGCGACACUUCACCUCGCUGCAUACGUUGAAAGAGUCUGGUGAAGCUAUCCGACGGAAGAUGAUGAGUUCUGAGCUAGAUUUGCAUCUCUUCCAACGUACCACUGUAGACGACCCUGUAACGUCUAUUAUCGAACGAUUAUACGACCAACAAAUACUACGACAGGAGUUUGGACUCAAGGGUUCGAUACAGUUUGAGAAUCACGCCAACACCCUCAGCCCGGAAACGCAACUAGAGAGCAUUAGUUCCAUGACCAUCUCCGGGACUCAGCGACGACGGUCACCACGCCUACAGGCCAAGGCCCAGGCCCAAGACAACUCCGUGGACGCACCUCGCGCCCAAACAGCACGAUCGUCCCGUCCUCGAGCCGAUCAGUUCUGCGUCUACAACACCAGCACUCAGAAUACAGAGACUCGCGUAGCGGCCUUUAUCACGGAAUACAAACCUCCGCACAAGCUGCCACUCGGGUAUAUAAACGAGGGUUUGGGGGAUAUGGAACUCGAGGAGGUGAUUCUAUGUCGCGAAACGGAUACUCCUCGCGACCACUUUCGCCGGCUGAUGGCUGCAGUCAUCACACAAGCAUUUUCUUAUAUGGUCAAGCUUGGGGUGGAGUAUGGUUGCGUGUGCACUGGCGAAGCUUUCGUCUUCCUACGCAUUCCUGACGAUCCUAGAACGGCUCAGUACUUCCUCUCCGUUCCGAAAGGGGACGUCGGGGACACCACAGGAUGGACAUCGGACUUAGACGGAACAAAUCGCCUGCAUCUAACAGCUGUUGCUCAGAUGCUAGCUUUCACGCUUCAGGCGCUGCAGACACCGCCCCGUAGCCACAAAUGGCGUGCCGACGCCGCCUCUCAACUCAAUGGCUGGGAGGUUACGUAUGAAGACCUGCUAGAUACUAUCCAUGUAGAAGAUGCGCCAUCAUCGGAGUACCGUCCACCUCGCCACAAUGAGUUCCUUCGCAUGUCACCUAUCCAGCUCCGGCGGAGGCAUACCCCAAUUAGCUCUUCAAGCUGCGCGCGACCGCAGGAUCAGCACGCAGCUAGCGACGAAGAACACGACUCCGAUACUCCAAGCCGGCGGCAACCUUCACCCUCGCGCCAGCCUCGCACACACGCCGCUACCAGCAGCUCUUCGCCGAGUCGGAGUUCCCAUAGAGGACAAAGUGGACAGUAUUGCACUCAAAACUGCAUACUAGGGUUAGUCCGAGGGGGUCCACUUGAUAUGUCGUGCCCAAAUGUGCGAGAUCAUGGGGAAAGCCAUCAUCAGAUCGAUUCACCGACCUUCCUCACUCUUAUACGCCGACAGCUCUCAAACGACUUAGAUACUGACUGCAAGCCUGUGAGUCUGCCUGGCGCUUGCGGCGUCUUAUUCCAAGUUCGGCUGAAAUCGCACGGGUACAUGGUAGCAGCCAAGUGCACUCCCAUUGACUUCGUCCAUCGUCUUCAUCAUGAAGCUACCGUUUAUGACCUCCUCCGUCCGAUCCAGGGUAUACAUGUACCAGUUCAUCUAGGCAACAUAGACCUGGAAACCCCCUAUUUCUACGAGGGUAUUUGUGAGCUUGUCCACAUGAUGUUUCUUAGUUUUGGAGGGAAGCGGAUCGCCCAACACCUCACCGCCAAGAACCGGCUUUCCGUUACCCAACAAGUCGACUGCUCAGCCCAAGCUAUUCACAACCUUAGUAUCUUGCAUAAAGACCUUAUGCCUCGAAACCUGUUGUGGAAUGAGGAGACGGGCCGAGUGAUGGUGGUUGAUUUCGAGCGGGCAGAGUUCAUCAAGCCACGACCUAUACUAGGUACCAUCUCGGCGAACAGGAAGAGGAAGAGAAUUAAACAGUACCUACACUAUCUUCUUGCAAGUACGUGUAUACCAUCUGUGGACCUAUGCCUAUUCGGACUUAUUUUCCCUCUAUUCUCCACCAUAAUUCUGCCGUGCGAGGGCCGCGCAGAUAUCUCGCAAGUUCUCAUCCUCUUGAUACUGCGGUCGAGGCGUCUUAAAUAUCUUCUCUCUCCUUUCUCCUUCCGGCCACGCAAGUCGUCUCUUCUCCACUUCAUGCUUUUCGAGGGCUUCCUGACUGGUGAAUUGCCUGGUACUGGCCCGAAAGCUGGGGGAAUCGAAGUCGGAGGUGAAUGUGGAGCUGUGAAUGGCACUGAGACCGGCGUUGUGCCUUUGGGCGUAGACCCGAAUAUAGGCUUUCCUGCCUGA